CCGCCAUAGGCCGUCCACAAAGUAGCCGCCGAGCGGUGGGCGUUUAGCAUGGCGGCGGCGUCCACGACGGCAACGAUCCUCCGGGAAAGUCUGAGCGUCAAGAAAGCCGUCUCACUGAUUAAUACAAUAGAUACAGGAAGAUUUCCUCGAUUGCUUUCCCGCAUCCUCCAGAAACUUCAUUUGAAGGCCGAGAGCAGUUUUAGUCAAGAAGAAGAAGAAAAGCUUCAAGUUGCUUUUUCCUUAGAGAAGCAAGAUCUUCACCUAGUUCUCGAAACAAUAUCAUUUAUUUUGGAGCAGGCUGUCUAUCACAGCGUGAAGUCAGCAGUUCUGCAGCAACAGUUAGAGAGCAUACACCUCGAGCAAGACAAAGCAGAAGCUUUUGCUCAAGCUUGGGCCAGUAUGGGUCAAGAUACCAUUGAGAAGUUCAGACAGAGGAUUUUGGCACCCCAGAAGCUUGAGACAAUUGGAUGGCAACUUAACCUUCAGAUGGCUCAGUCUAGUCAAGCGAAACUGAAAUCUCCUCAAGCUGUGCUAGAACUUGGAGUGAACAAUGAAGAUUCAAAGAAGCUGGAGAAAAUUCUCAUGGAAUUCAGUCACAGGGAGCUGUUUGAGUUCUAUAACAAGCUGGAGACUAUACAAGCACAGCUGGAUUCUCUUACAUGAUGUUUUUGAAGACUGGUUUCUCCAUUGCACUCCUGCCACCUCAUUAUUUUGUAUUGAAGAUAGAUUGCCAAGAUGUGUUUGAAGGAUUCAAAGGUUUUCUUCCUAUAAAAUCAUAUGGCUUAUCUCCUUUUAGACCUGUAACAUUAGCCAAGGGAGAUCAUUGUUAAGAGUGCUGGGGUUCUAAUUGACUUUCUCUUGUCUGAGGCAGCAGCUUUUGUAAGAACACUUUUAUCUGAGGGGGGGAAUGGUGAAUAACAUAUUGUUUUACAGUUCUUUUGCUGCAUUAUUGCCCAGAUUGUUUCUUUCUGACUUGCUUGAUGCCAGCUUAUGUGUUAUUGUGGGACCAAGGAUAAAAUCUAUAGUAAUGAGUUAACUGAAUGUAAACCUUUAGGAGGCACAUUAGAACAACUAAUAGAGAUUUAGCACACACACAAUCAAGCAUCUAUCCCUCAGGUAUUAACCCUGGUGCGUAAUGAGUAUGACUUAUGAUUGGAAACGAAUAGGGAAGAAAACAGAGCCAGAAAAUUCAUGAAAUUGUGGUUUGGGAGUGUUUGCAUUUUGCUUUUGAGAUUUCGUGUUGGUUUUGAUUUGUCUUUUUUGCUAAGUUAGAUAGCUGUGUAUUCUCUCCAGGAGUAUGUGCACGUCUCUUUUUCCUAGGAAUGAAUAUUUAGCAUCAUACCCUUGGAGGUGGGAUUACGUCACUUUAAAAGGUGGGAACUAGAAGGUUGAAUGACCUUGUGGACCAUUCCUAAUCUAGCCAUUGCUUUCUUUUUAGUUAUGGUAAUGCUCUGAGUCAAUAAAAUGUGCGUAUCAUUAGCACCAGGUGAACCAAAGUUCAUAGCACCUGAUGCUCUGUGAAAGCUUAAUUGGCUUCUUUGUGCAUAUUUGUUUUCUGCCAGAGAAUGGCAACAUUAGUCGGGUUCAUAAAAAAAAAAGCUUUCACUCUGAACAAAUCUCAGGUGAAAAGAGACAGAAACUCAAGAUGCGAACAAUGACUUUUUUUUUUGCAUAAGGGACCCAGCAUACAACAUUUUUCACUUUGUUUUUCAGAACAAUUCUCUACAAUUAAUAGCCUGGGCAUUGACAUUGUCAGUAUUCUUCACUGUGACAGGUCUGUGGUUGUGGGUAAUGUGAGUUUUGAGUGUCUCUAAAAUAAACUUUGAAAAUCUGAAA
Tachyglossus aculeatus (Australian echidna) is the source of this 1836-nucleotide messenger RNA. It is a transcript of the gene COMMD10, whose product is annotated as COMM domain containing 10. The record is from RefSeq and is a predicted model, not a curated record. Bases 49 to 663 code for a protein of 204 amino acids. Lineage: Eukaryota; Metazoa; Chordata; Mammalia; Monotremata; Tachyglossidae. The transcript is spliced from 7 exons.